Teleopsis dalmanni is the source of this 1163-nucleotide messenger RNA. Its product is annotated as outer dense fiber protein 3-like. Lineage: Eukaryota; Metazoa; Arthropoda; Insecta; Diptera; Diopsidae. The record is from RefSeq and is a predicted model, not a curated record. Bases 132 to 959 code for a protein of 275 amino acids. Gene Ontology annotation, cellular component: cytoskeleton. The transcript has 5 exons.
UACAUAGCAGAAUAAUUUUAUAUUUGGAUUUGUAUUUUUAUACUUUUUUAUUGCAAAAAUCUAUAAAAUUAAUGGGCAAAAUUACGAUACCAGAACCCUUUUUCUCUCGCUAGUCACAAAAAAUUGCAAAAAUGGUUUAUAUUGAAUACGGGCACAGAAAUGAUUUCAUAUGCAGAACACAGAAAUUGAUCUUACAAAGACCAUGGACACCAACGGUACGUAAGAAAAAAAUAAUCGCAGAAGAAUCAUUGCCUAAACUUGUAAAUUUGGGAUCAUUAAUCGGACGAAAUAUACUUCAAUAUUCUUUAAAAAGAACUGCUCCAGCCUAUCGUAUAACUGGAAGAAUUGAGAAAAAAAUAAAGAGUUCCACACCUAGCCCUGCCGCAUAUGAUAUUUCUGGUUUAACUUGUAGAGGUAAAUUCACAUGUGUUACUCCAACACUGAAAGGACUCCGAGAAUGUAAACAAAAACUUGAAACACCCGGACCUGAGAGAUAUAAAUCUUCUAAAGCAUAUAAAAAUGCGCACAAAAAUUUACCGAUGUACUCAUUUGGAUACAAACGUAAAAUUGUUAGAAAUGAAAUUAUUCCUGGUCCAAAUGUAUUUGCUUUACCUUCAAUGGUAGGGCCAAACGUAGUUGGCAAGGCACGCUGUGCACCUGCGUAUUCAUUAACAGGUCGAAUAGAUCCAAACUCCAAAUUUCUUACACCAUGUCCAACGACUUAUACUCCCGUUAUUGACUGUUCUAAAAAAAAUUUACCUAAAUAUUCACUACGUGGCCACUGCCAUCAAAUAAAUUCACAAAAACAAAUUCCAGGACCAGCCGCAUAUUGCCCACAGAGCUAUAACCGUUAUAAAUCAGCACCGGAGAUAUCAUUUGCUAUUAAACAUAGUCCAUACAGUGGCAGACCAUUACCUAAAUGCCUUGAUCCAGUCACUGGAAUCUGCAAGUGCGUUUAAAUUUAAAUGAAGUUAUGCUCAUCAUUCAAAUAUAUUUUAUUUAACUGAAUAUAAUAUAUUUAUAUAUAGAUAAAAAAAAAAUAAGUUGCAUAUAUCUGUAUGUAAAUAUAUUAUAUUUUCAUAAAUAUGUAGAUUUAUAAUUGGAUGUGCAUAUAUGCGUAGUGAAAUGAUUACAUUAUAUAGCAAAAUUAGGUAAAUUAUUAA